Messenger RNA from Dryobates pubescens (Downy woodpecker), 3732 nucleotides. It is a transcript of the gene MAMDC4, whose product is annotated as MAM domain containing 4. The transcript is spliced from 29 exons. Gene Ontology annotation, molecular function: protein binding. Gene Ontology annotation, cellular component: membrane. Lineage: Eukaryota; Metazoa; Chordata; Aves; Piciformes; Picidae. Bases 25 to 3666 code for a protein of 1213 amino acids. The record is from RefSeq and is a predicted model, not a curated record.
AGCGCUCCGGGGCCCGAGGCUGAGAUGGCCGUGCAGGAGGUGCUGGUGGCUGCGCUGCUGCUGGCUGGGGCUGUCCUCCCGGCCAGGGCCACGGUGGUCAACAGCUGCAGCAGCGCAGCCGAGCAGCUCUGCAACUUCAUCUGCGACUGCAGCGACUGCUCCGACGAGAACCAGUGCGGGUACCUGCGGGGCUCGGCGGUGCUGGGCACCCCCUUCAGCUGUGACUUCGAGGACGGUGCCUGUGGCUGGCAGGAUGUGAGCACCUCAGCGCACAGAUGGGUGCGGGGCCAGGCCAACCUGGCUGCCUGGGGCACAGGGCCCCACUCAGACCACUCUGUGGGCACCAACCUGGGAUGGUUCAUGGUGACUCUGUCCCCGCCGGCAAAGACCACGGCCACAGCCUGGCUCAGGUCACCUGUGGUGCAGGAGGCAGCUGCCACAUGCGAGAUCAGGGCCUGGUACCACCUGUCAGGAUGUGGGCUCAACCAGACAAAGCAUCCGGUGCUGCAGCUGGCCAUGGCACACAGGGAUGAUGUGGUGGGGCUGUGGCAGAGCCCUGAGCAUGAAGGUGAGGGUUGGCACCAGCUGGUUGCCUACCCAGGCCGGGUCACAGGGCAGUUCCAGCUCAUCUUCUCCAUGACACAACCACCCACGUGUGAGGCACAGCUGGCACUCGAUGACAUCCUCUUCAGGAGCUGUGGCUUGCAGGGGCACGGACGGCAGGAGUGCCGGGAGCAGGAGAGGCGCUGCGGGCAGGGCUCCUGCCUGGCGCUGCACCGCUUCUGCGACGGCACCGACGACUGCGGCGACGGCUCGGACGAGGAGGCGGUGCAGUGCAAGUCCUUCACUCUCUGCUCCUUUGAGCAAGACUUCUGCAGCUGGAAGGCAGAGGCUGGGCAGCCAGCCUGGGAGCGGAACACCAGCCUGAGCCUGGGCUCUGCCUACGGCAUCCCCCGCCGGGACCACAGCACUAACAGCAGGGCAGGGUUUUUCCUCCAUGUGGGCAGCACCUUGGGCACAGGCUCUGGAGGCACAGCCAAGCUCAGGAGCCCAACUUUGCAGGCUGAUCAUUCCUGCUCUCUCGUGCUCUACUGCCACCUCCAUGGCUCAGCCACCAGCAGCCUCAGCAUCUCCUACAGGACCAAGACCACCACACAGCUGGUGAGAGAGAGGAGAGGGGACCUGGGCAGCUGCUGGGUGCGGGAGAGAGUGGACUUCAACGUGACGGAGAGCUUCGAGGUGCUGAUUGAGGGGGUGGCUGGCAGCGGGGGGACUGUGGCCAUCGAUGACCUGAUCCUGUCUGCAGGCUGCGUGAGCAAGGAGGGUGAGCUGGAGGGCGUUUCACUCCCACCCCCGCCGCCGAGCCCCGCGGGCGCCGGCCGCUGCGCGCCCGGGUCGCUGCCUUGCGCGGCCGGAGGCUGCGUCAGCGCGGAGCUGGUCUGCGACUUCGCGGCGAGCUGCGCCGACGGCUCCGACGAGAAGAGCUGUGGAGCAACCGCCUUUGAGGCAGGGCCCGGGGGCUGGCACGACGUCAGCGCGGGGCGGCUGCGCUGGGCUGUGCGGGAGGCGGCGGAGCACAGCGACACCUCCCUCACAGGUGCAGGGUCUGUCCUGGCCCUCCAGGCAGGAGAGGGACAGCUGGUGGCUGCCGCCAAGGCACGCACGCCCCUGCUCGGCCCCUCCGGCCCCGCCUGCGCCGUGGAGCUGAGCUACCGCAUCCGCAGCGGCCCCCAGGGCUUCCUUGCUAUCAGCGUUUGGGAUCACACCACUGGCACUACCCAGCUGGCCUGGCACACACAGGGGCAUGGCAACACAGCCAAGGGCCGUGUCAGUGUCCCUCUGGGAGAGAGGAGCCGACCCUUCCAGGUUGAGCUGCUGGGGCUGGUGGAGCUGCAGGACUCAGGGAGUGCUGCCAUCGACAACGUGGAGUUUGUGCAGUGCCUCAGCAGCACAGGGCCACCAGGGCACAUGGAGCUGUCCUGCAGCUUCGAGAGGGGCCUGUGCGGCUGGUACCAGGAUCAGUCCAGCGACUUCAGAUGGGUGCCCAGCACAGGGCAGGGGCAGGGCUCUGACCACACAACCGGCUCGGGCCACUUCUUGGCUGCGGACCCCUCUGCCCCGUGGAGCCGCGGGCAGCGGGCACAGCUCGUCACCUACUACCAGGAGCCCGCAGCCGCCCGGCGCUGCCUCUCCUUCUGGUACCGCCUGGCCGGCCCUCAGAUCGGCACCCUGAACCUCAAGCUGCAGCUGGAGGGAGGAGAGCAGAGAGUGCUGUGGACCCAGCGAGGGACCCAGGGCAGCAUCUGGCACCAGGGGCAGGCAACGCUGCCCACCACGAGCCGACGGCGGUACCGGGUGGCCUUCGAGGCCCUGAGGGACGGGUUCCUGGGGGACAUGGCACUGGAUGACCUGGUGCUGACAGAGGGACCCUGCCGGGCCAAGCCCUCCUGCUCCUUCGAGGCGGACAGCUGCGGGCUGGUGGCCAGCGGGCAGCACACGUGGCUGAGGCAAAGCAACCGCACCGGCAGCACUGCCGGCCCCGCGGCCGACCACGGCACCGGCACGGCCACAGGCCAUUACAUGGUGGUGAGCACGGGCAGGGCCUCCCUGCCUGCAGGGCAUGUGGCUGCCCUCACCUCUCAGCUCUACCAGCCCUCUGCACCCACUCAGUGCCUGACCUUCUGGCACCAGCUGAGCACCGAGAGCCCAGGCUCCCUUGGAGUCUUCGUGGAGCAGAGUGGGAAGAGGAGGAAGGUGAUGACUGUGAGCACCAUGAAGGGCAGCACCUGGCACCGCAGCCACAUCACCAUCCAGCCUGAUGGGGACUGGCAGGUGACAUUCCAGGCAGUGGGAGCUGGGGGUGCCCAGGGGUACAUCGCUCUGGACGACCUGCACGUGUCGGAUGGAGCCUGCCCCGAGCCAGCAUCCUGUGACUUCGAGCAGGACAUGUGUGGCUGGAGCAGCCCCUUGGACCCCCACCUGCACAGCUUCGCCUGGGGCUGGAAGAGUGCAGUGCCCCUUGCCAAGUACCCUGGCCCCAAACAGGAUCACACCCUGGGCACAAAGAAUGGUCAUUAUGUGCACUUCGACACCUCUGUGCUGGGCCUGGGGGGCACCACGGCCCGGCUGCAGAGCCAGCACCUGCCCGCGGCUGCCGGCUCCUGCCUGCGCUUCUGGUACCACAUGGACAUCCCAGAGCACCUCUCCUGCGGGGAGCUGCGGGUGAUGCUGCACAGCACGGCAGGGCAGCGCACGGUGUGGAGCCUGGCUGGGCACCGCAGCCAGGGCUGGCAGAGCGCUGUGGUGCCUGUGCGGAGCCCCGGCGAGUUCCAGAUCAUCUUCGAGAUGACCACAUGGAGGUGGCCGAUGGAGGGGACGGUGGCACUGGAUGACAUCGUGUACAGUGCCAGAGAGGGCUGCCAGUCCAGCCAGGAUGUGCCAGCGGAAGAGGCAUCCCCUGGCACCCCUGUGGCACAGGUGGUGCCCAGCCUCCUCCUGGCCAUCAUCGUCCUGGCUCUGGUGGCUGCUGCAGGGUGGUACUGGCUGAAGCAGCGAGGGGCAGCCAGCAGGACGCCGGCAGAGACCAACACUCCCCAGGGCUUCGACAACAUCACCUUCCGAGAUGACCAGGUCAUCAUCCCCGCAGAGCCGAAGGAGGGGAACUAAGUCUGAAGUCAGCAGCCGGCAGCGGUGGUUGCCCACUCAGCCGGCGAGGUGGACGCAGGGCAGAGC